This is a messenger RNA of Tuber melanosporum (Perigord truffle), 2002 nucleotides long. RefSeq lists its product as uncharacterized. The transcript has 3 exons. The record is from RefSeq and is a predicted model, not a curated record. Lineage: Eukaryota; Fungi; Ascomycota; Pezizomycetes; Pezizales; Tuberaceae. Bases 923 to 2002 code for a protein of 359 amino acids.
AAGAUAUGAAUACGGGAUCGCUCCGGUGGGUUAUUACCCAACAGUGCGGUACUGCAAUGAUUUAGUGAACGGACGGAAAAAAAAAGGUCUUAGGAAUAAGUUCGUUCGCUGGACUGCUCGAGCAGUUCGGUAGGAAGAAGACGGGUUCCGGAAUUUUCCGCUUUCGAAGAGAGGAAGGAAGGAAGAAGUUCUCACACUUUUCCUUUUUUUAUGGGGGGGUUUCCUUGCUUGAUAUUGUACGAGUACUGUAUCGUGCUUACCCUCACGAUUCCACCACACAUUUGCCAUUAUGGAUGCACUUGUCUAGGGCAAGCAGUAUCCGGGGACACAAGUUGUGAGUUUGUGCUGGCGCUCAGAUACGCACGGGUAUUUUACAAUAUAUUUUGCGAAUCCCUGUUUUCGGACACUUAUUGCCUGGGGCGAGUAUGAUAUCGUAUGGCACGGUACGAGUACAUUACCGUACCACCCAAUACCGAGGAAUAACAAAAGCACAAGUGAACACAAGUGAUCGGCGCCGGAAGUAUGGUUCUGUUGGCGCCAUUAAAAUCACUGAUAUCCCCACCCCCCCUCCACUACUUCCUCUACUCCACUCUACUCCACUCCCUUCCUCACUGACCCUCACUCACGAUACGGUAGUAACGUAUCCGGACACAUUGCCAGUACAACUGCCCCCUCCAUCCUCCGCUUCAGUAUUCUUGGGAGUUACGGUAUUGUGCGGUUGUAUUGUUUUGAGUUACGGAGACACGAUUGCGGCGGGAGCGGAAUCAGCAAUCUGUUCUUUUCUGUCCUUUCCCCCUUCUAAUACCUUGCUCAGUCACUCGAUUCCUUGAGCCACCCGCGAUUCCGAAUAGGGUUUUGGACAACCUGAUCACGGCCUCUCACCCGCAAGCACAAUCUCGGUGAUAAACCACAGACCGGGGCAAUGGUUAAAACAUCCGUCACAGGCAGCGUCCCUGAGCCUAGUAGUCCUUCCGGAGGACAGCAGACAGUCCCCUCAGAACUCCAACAAAUCCUGGCCAAAGCCCUUCUCCACCCCUCGUCCUCACCCUCCACCACACCAACAAUAACGGGCAUAACAGACCUCUCCACCUCCCAAACCACACGAACCUACAAUGCAUCAUACAAAAUCACUCUCUCAACCAACACCUCCUGCGUCCUGAAGAUCUCCCCAUCCCUCGAGACGCGCGUUCUCCGCUACGAGCGCAGCAUCCUGGAAUCCGAAGCGGAUAUUUUACGACUACUGGCACUGCUGGGCGAGAGGAAAGGCGGGGAGUUGGCGAACGUGACGAUACCGGAGGUGCUCUCCUACGACGACACCGGGAACAUCAUAGACUCACCAUACAUCCUACUAUCCUACAUCCCCGGCACAAGGUUCGACUCGGAAAGAGGGCGCAUGAGCAGCGAGCAAGUGGAGAGAGUGGAAAGGGGGAUGGGCCGAUACCUGCGCUCGCUCGCGGACGCCACCUCCCGACCGGACGGGACGGGGGGUGGAUUCGGUCGUGCCACGAGGAGCGCGAAGCGCUACCCCCUCUGGCGCGACGCCUUCACAGCGCUCGUGGAAGCCGUGCUGAGCGACGGGGAGGAGAUGCUCGUCCUAUUGCCCUACCAGGAGAUCCGGCUUCAGGUGCGCCUGUGGUCAUCCGCGCUCGACGAGGUGGUCGGGCCUUCCCUUGCCGUUCUGGAUUUCGAUGAUGGGGCUGUGCUGUUAGCGCCCGGGAGUCUGGAGAUGGUGGGCGCCGUGGACUUUGAGAGGGCCGGGUGGUAUGAUCCUUUGUUGUGCGCUGCGUGCUUGAGGCCUUCCCGCGCUUUCGUCGAGGGGUAUGGGGCUGAGGCGUUGGAGGUUGGGGGGGCGAAGGCUAGGAGGUUAUUGUACUCUUGCUACUAUGCUUGUGUCAAAGUUGUCAGCGCUUACUGUCGUGGAACUGGGGAUUGCGAUGAGAUGGAGGAACGGAAGAACCUGAUGAGUUCCCUGAAUGAGUUGGCGAAUUUGGCCGGGCAAUGA